GCCUAUCAGACACUAGAAAAGAGCUCUUAGAAGGACAGUGAGAUGUAUUAGUUCUGCAAGACUGAUCAUCUACCUUCUUCAGAUUUUAGUGAGAUCUCCUGCAACACAUCAGUGAUGAAGCAAUAUAUUCUUGUGCUCCUACUAUUCACAGGAGUCCUUCCCCUUGUCCUGUCUUUCUCUCGUACAUACUAUCUGAUCCAGGAGAGGAAAACUUGGGACAACGCUAAGGCUUACUGCCGAGCCACAUAUACUGACCUGGCUAUCAUCAAAAGUAAUGAAGAGAUGGCCAAUCUUCAGAAUGUAGCACAGACACAACAAUUCAGUUCCAAUGCUUGGAUUGGAAUGUACACUAACAUCAACAAGUGGCAAUGGUCCAUGGGCAAUGAACCACUGGGAAGUUUUACAUCUUGGAUAACCGGGGAGCCUGAAAACAUGAUGGGAAAUGAACGUUGUGUCUUUACUCAACAGUGUCUCUGGCAUGAUGCACCAUGUGCAUGGAGAGUACCAUUUGUGUGCUUUGAUGACAGGAAGACUGGAUCUGACAGCUACAUUCUUAUCACACAGCGUAUGACUUGGUAUGAUGCUCAGAGCUACUGUAGGCAGCAUCACACAGACCUGGCCAGUGCGAGAAAUGCAACAGAAAACUCAAUCAUAGGGAGUAAGAACGAUUUGAGUUGGAUUGGCCUCAUGAGAGACCCCUGGUUUUGGACAGACCAGACGACUGAUGUGUCCAUCAUUACGUGGUCGCGUGGAACCAUUGAGGAUUACUUGAUGAAUAAAAGUUGUGUCUAUUUAAAUGGUGGUCAGGCUGAUGUAGAACAGUGCUCAAACAUACUGCCUUUCUUCUGUUACUUGUUCCCAGAACAGCAUAAGACCAUAAAAAUGAAGGUCAAGUCCAGUCAGGAUGUGAAUGAUCCUGCAAUGAUGGCAGCCAUCGAGGAGAAGCUCAAGCAGAAACUGAAGGAUUAUGGAAUGAAUGAGAACAUCAUUGUGAAGUGGAGAAAGCAACCAGAUGGAGUGGUGUUUCACAAGGAGGAGGAAAAUAUUACUGCAGUGACUAAAACUAGGGAGACUUGUGAUCUCUAAAUCUCAAAUAAUGUAUAAUUUGCAAUAAUCACUUUUAGUUUGAGGACACAGAGUGUGUGUAAUAUUUUAGCAUUCUUAAGUAGUACUUUAACAGACCCAGAGUUAACAAUUUCACUGAGGAUGAUGUUGGAAUUCUUCUUUAGUUAAAACUAAAAGCAGCUGGAAUCCAAAAUACUGAAACUAGUAACAGCUUAUCAGCAGACGAGCCAGUUCACCAAACUAAGAGCCAAGCUGACAUUUCAAACAGUUUAGCUAUUCCAGCUUUUACAUUUGAUUUGUUUGGGUUUGGGGUGUUUAGAUUAUGAUUGAAGACUUUAAUAGUAAUUGCUAAAUGAAUCAAAUAACUUUAGUUAGAAUACAUAAUAUGGAACAGGAAUCUUCUGUGUAAUUGCUCUGUCAUGUAUAUAUUAGCAUAUAACCACAUGCUAAAUCUAUGUAUAUGUAUCAGUGUAGGAUUUUUUUAAACAUUCAACUAAUUAACUGUUUCAUCUUUCUUUGUUAAGCUUUAUAUUUAAAUCAGACAAGAAACGUCAUGUUCUAUUAUAAUACAUACACUACUUGUUACGGGGGGAUCUUCGGUACGUUAGGAAGGGGGAAGUACCGGGUCAGCCCCGUCCUCUACGAGGAUGCUGAGGGGAGAGCGGACUGGUGCCCGGGGCAGAUAGGGAAAGUGUGCGACUGAAGCAAUGUAUAGUAGAAUUGUUGAGUGUAUCAGUUAUGAAGGAUGGGAGAAUAAUAUAAUGGGAUAAUGAGGGUUUUAAUAGAGUGCAGAUGAAAAGUAGAGUGGAGUGCUUGGAAGGAACAUCCAGAGCGGGGUUCGAACCGCGGAGGUUGCGAUCUCUAGACACGGUACCGCUUCACCAAGCGAAGACGUAAGAGUCAUUUGGGGAAAUGCGCAGGAGAGGAUCAGGAAGCUGCACCGCUACGCUGCUGAGCCUCUCGUGCCCCGCCCACUUUCGAGAUUACCUCUCGAGGCGCUGAGCGCUCCGAUACGAGUCACCGUAUUCUGAGUUUAGUGAAAACUUUGUUAAACUGCUUUUCGUAAUAUUACCUCUCAGAGCGCCUAGAGCUCUGAUACAAAUACCGAGAAGAGAAUAAGGGAUGCCUUUAGUGAUCCUAGACCUCUAGAUAGUACCUCUCACCGCGCAUUGCGCUUCGAUACAGAAUCCCACCCUAAUUCUAGCACAGACUGUGUCCGCACGCGGAGUGAAGGAGUUCUGUGGUUUAAGCAGCAACGCAUGCAGGUGCCACGAGUUGCGCUAAUUGCGGGCACGUGAGCCGGCGGCUAUAAGAGAGCGUGCUGGUGGCCGCGGGUUUGCCUGAGAAGGCACUGGCGACGUUACAGUAUGUAUACAGAAAAAAGGUAUAAGUUUCAUUAUUAUCUAUAGGUAAACAAAAGACAUCAGCAGAAACAGACGUGGUGGUUGACAUGUUCACUGGCAGUUUUGUGAGUUUACUACGUAAAGGCCUAUCUAAGAUACGGAAGAUGGAACUGUCACUGUGACUGUUCAGCACAUGUUCUCAAAACAUAACAGAAAGAAUUUCUAGGACAAAACAAAGGAUAUCACGGUAAUUAGAUGAGGUCAUAAACAAAUGGCGACAAACACUCAGCCAAGGGCCAGAGUCAGCCCAGGACAGAGCGUGCCGAGAUAUACUCAGAAUAUAUCAACGCCUUCUUAGGUCCCAAUGGGACCUGUGCAUGCUCUUAAGGAGCAUCAAAGACAGCCUCACUGACAACUGGGCCAUCCCACAGGCCCAACCUCAAACAGUCACCCUUUAAUGCCGCGCAUGCCAGAGGUCAGAGGGUGGUCAUGUCCAGUAAGAAGCAAGACCUACUUUGUAGUAUUGAGUGGAACUGCUACAUAUGGGUUGUUGUCUAGGGUGUGUACGGAUUGCCUACACUACAGAAAUGUACUGAAAAAUACAUGCUAACAACAGAGAGGCGAAAUGAUGAUCACAGUGACUGGUACGAUGGGAUACAAAAUCCAAUAGCAUUAUGCAUUAUGAACGUUGGACAAUUUGCGAGCAAUUUCUAAACAAAAUCACAGGCCAAAUUUCCCACCACACUGCUGCUGAGGCAUAAGUCUACAUACACAGGAGCAUAAGGCCCCUACUAA
Messenger RNA from Hemibagrus wyckioides, 3203 nucleotides. Its product is annotated as putative C-type lectin domain family 20 member A. Bases 115 to 1086 code for a protein of 323 amino acids. The record is from RefSeq and is a predicted model, not a curated record. The transcript is spliced from 6 exons. Lineage: Eukaryota; Metazoa; Chordata; Actinopteri; Siluriformes; Bagridae.